Molecule: messenger RNA, 2760 nt
Organism: Neodiprion fabricii
Lineage: Eukaryota; Metazoa; Arthropoda; Insecta; Hymenoptera; Diprionidae
Product: ELMO domain-containing protein 2
Exons: 1
Coding region: 306-1244 (312 amino acids)
Molecular function (GO): GTPase activator activity
Source: RefSeq, a predicted model, not a curated record
UACAGUCUGUAUACAUCAAUACAACGAUCAAACUCCUCAUCGUAACUAACCUCAAAAAAUUCCAAUCACAUCGAGCUGCGCGGUUCUUCCGGUUGUUUCGACGCUGCUCGAAGCGUCACAGUUUUUCUUAUCCCCAAAAGUAAUGCUGAUCGAUAUCCCUCCUGAAAUAUCCUCGCGAUAGGGGUUGAACCCAUCAACGGUGAAAUGAAGGGACUGCACAGCGUCGGUGACGAAGUAGAUUUGAGCGCCGAAGAGCGCCGGGGGUGACAGUGAAGUUUCUAAAAUCAUCGCCGAUCGCCGACAAGAUGUAUCACUACUUAUGGUCAUUGUUAUUCUGGUAUUUCCGACCGUUGAUCAAAUGGUUUUUGCAUCGUACAACGCAGAUGUGUGAACUCCAGCGAAUCUGCUACGGCGAGCCGGCGGGUGCUCGGAGGAUUCUCGCUGUCGAGGAGAGCCUCAGGAAUUCCCGUAACCCGGACAUAAAGUCGCUGGUUCUUUACCUGGACGGCGUUAGCGACAGGCGGGAAAUAACCACCAAGUCAGAGCGGGGGAUACUCGAAGAGGCGAUCAGAACGGUGCUGGUAGCCAAGAAAAUAAACCCUGUGGCUCAUCCAGACUUUGCAAGGUCCUUCGGCAAAUGUGUCGAGCUUAUCUGGGGCUAUCGUCAGCUCUGCAUCCACGUCGAGGAGCUUCGAAGGACGGCCUACGACGCGGACAAUGCAGAGCACGAACUGAUGCUGCUGAAGCUCUGGAACCUGCUCAUGCCACACGAGCCGCUCGAGGGACGCGUCACCAAGCAGUGGCAGGAUAUCGGCUUUCAGGGCGAUGAUCCAAAGACAGAUUUUCGCGGGAUGGGAAUACUGGGACUCGAGAACCUAGUCUACUUUGCUCAGGAAUUUCCCAACGCCGCUAAGCAUGUUCUCUUGCAUUCCAUUCAUCCCAGAUAUGGAUACGCCUUUGCCAUCGUUGGAAUCAAUUUGACUAGCAUGGCGCUCAGGCUCCUCAGGGAUGGAUCGGCAAAAACGCACGUCUACAACGCUGCAAAGACCCUGCCAACCGUUAGAGUAUUUCAUCAGUUUUACUGCUAUCUUAUGUACGAGUUCGAUAGACUCUGGAUCGAGUCCAAGCCCAGCAACAUGAUGGAGUUUUCCACCAUUCAGGAAAAGUUUGAGAAUAGUAUCAGGAUUUUGUUGAACAACCCUAAGACUGUAUUCAGGGUAAACAUCUCUGUUGACAAUGUAUAACUUUUUACGAAUUUUAUCGCAUAUGGACCAAGCUUCACAUAUUUAUGCGCUUCGUACCAGGGUCUCUAAUUGUUAUUUGUGAUGUAUGGAUGCUGUUUUGUGCUAUACAUGUAGAGUUGAAAAAGCUGUGCUACACUUCGUUUGUUAUUUUGUUAGUUUGUCACUGACUUUGAAUACCUUGAGAGCGUGUCGUAAAAUUAGUCACGUUUUUGACAAUCAAGUCACAUAAUUAUGGUAAACUAAAUGUUGAAAAUUUUGUUAGAUUAUUACCAGCAUCGUAGACAGACUGCGCAAGUGCAAAACACAGCCCUGGUUUUAUUCACUGUUACCUUCUUUGGGAUACUCGCAAGCAAUGUCACAUCUUUCAAUACAAUCGCGCGUCUAUUUUGUAUUUAGAUAAUGGUAUCGCGGUGGUUUUGGGUACAUUGUACAUUCCUCAAUAGCUCAUCAAAUUCCUCUUUGGAAUACAUAUUACAGUUUUGUAUUUUUUAUGCAAAAGGGAUGAAUAUAUUUUUUUAACACAGGGUUUCAUCUGAAACCAAUUUUGGUGCUUCGAGAAUAACAGGAUGCGAGGCAGGGGGGGGGGAUCUUUUUAUCAAGCUCUGCAGUAAUUUUAAUGCAUCAAUAAGGGACAUCACGUUGCGUAUAAACGUGGUUGUGCCACCUUAUUUAUUACAAGUUGAGUGCCGAGGUUUUUUAGUACAAUAACUAGUUCAAUAAAUAAAGUAAAUUAUUAAUUGUACACUACCAUAUUACAGAUUGUUUCAACUGAAUACACUGCUGAGUUAUUGAGUAAAAAUUUAUAAACUAAAAGACAUGUGGAAAGCAUUCCAUGUGAGAAGUUUUCGACCAUACUUUUACUAAUCGAAAAGAGCAAAACUAUUUGUAUCAUUACUUUCCUGGGUAAUUGCUUGACUUGUUUGCGCUUAUCCAGAGGUAAAUCAGAUAUAUCAAUAAGAAGCUAUUUGUACAAUAAUUACGUGUUCGACAUGUGGACAAAAAAAUAGUAGAACUAUGACAGCUCACAAAUUUUCUAUUAUUGUAGUGCGUAUAGCGUAGCACUGAGUACUAAAAUGAGCGGAGGAUGUUGACUAAAAGAAAUUUAGGCUAGUAUUUAUAAAUAAAAUAUUUAUUGCAGUAGCACACGUAGAAAAAUGAUAGUUUUUGACAAUAGACACAAUGUACAAUACCUGUUUCAUAUCAUCAAAUUUUUCAAUCUAAUUCAAAGAUUCGUGGGGUAUUAAAUAAUAACCCUGUCUUAUAUAUCGAAUAGCUCGUAGUUGCGUAAUGCGAAUGAUAAUUCAACGCUGCGUUAUUCAAGUGUACAUAUAUACAUGUCCGUUUUGCAAAGUAGAGUCUCUGAGACAGUUUCACUUUCCUUUCUUUGUAGGAACUUCGGACUUGCGUCUUAGUUUCGAUGCUACGGAAACAAUAACCACAACACCCAACGUUAUACUGCCGAGCUUCAUUACCCACGGAUUUUCGCGCAAGAAAUUUGCAAUCAAAAGCGUAAAGU